Molecule: messenger RNA, 2052 nt
Organism: Dermochelys coriacea (leatherback sea turtle)
Lineage: Eukaryota; Metazoa; Chordata; Testudines; Dermochelyidae
Gene: TCF7L1
Product: transcription factor 7 like 1
Exons: 13
Coding region: 69-1841 (590 amino acids)
Biological process (GO): regulation of transcription by RNA polymerase II; canonical Wnt signaling pathway
Cellular component (GO): beta-catenin-TCF complex
Molecular function (GO): DNA-binding transcription factor activity, RNA polymerase II-specific; RNA polymerase II cis-regulatory region sequence-specific DNA binding
Source: RefSeq, a predicted model, not a curated record
GCAGCCGCGCCCGCCCGCUCCGCACUCGGCCGGCGCCGCGCGUCGAAGUUGGGCGGGCCGGGCGCACCAUGCCCCAGCUGCCGCCCGCGGGCGGCGACGACCUGGGCGCCCCGGACGAGCUGAUCCCCUUCCAGGACGAGGGCGACGAGCAGGACAAGGGCGCGGGGCGCGGCUCGGCCCACGGGGACCUGGACGAGCUCAAGUCCUCGCUGGUCCACGAGUCCGAGAACCGCCGCGCCAGCGCCUCGGGCUCCGACUCGGAGGCGGAGCGGCCGCCGCCGCCGCAGCCCCGCGAAAGUUUCCAGAAGCCGCGGGACUAUCUCGCCGAAGUAGUGAGAAGACAGCAAGAUGGAGGUUUCUUUAAGGGGCCCCCAUAUCCAGGUUACCCCUUCCUGAUGAUCCCAGAGCUGGGCAGUCCCUACCUGCCCAACGGAGCCCUGUCCCCUGGCGGUGCUCGCACAUACCUGCAGAUGAAGUGGCCGCUUCUUGAUGUUCCAGCUGGUGCUACGCUGAAAGACAGCAGAUCUCCAUCGCCCGCACACUUAUCGAACAAAGUGCCCGUGGUGCAGCACGCACAUCAUAUGCACCCACUGACCCCACUCAUCACGUACAGCAACGACCACUUCUCCCCAGGCUCGCCUCCUUCCCACCUCUCGCCAGAGAUUGAUCCAAAGACGGGAAUUCCACGACCACCUCACCCUUCAGAACUGUCUCCUUAUUACCCGCUGUCUCCUGGCGCUGUUGGCCAAAUCCCUCAUGCAUUGGGCUGGCUGGUACCACAGUACAGAUGUACGGCUGACAGGUCUGUUAUUCCCCAGAUCACCUGUAGAACCUUUUUACAAUGCAGGCAAGGACAGCCAGUGUACUCAAUUCCUCCUGGGGGAUUCAGACACCCAUACCCUGCUCUAGCUAUGAAUGCCUCAAUGUCCAGUCUGAUGUCCAGUCGGUUUUCUCCCCACAUGGUCCCGCCUCCCACGCAUGGCCUCCACCCUUCGGGAAUCCCACACCCCACCAUUGUCUCGCCCAUCGUCAAACAGGAGCCCACACAGGCCAGCAUGAGCCCCGGAGGGAAUUUGAAAUCCCCCGCCAGUGUGAAGAAGGAGGAGGAGAAAAAGCCCCACAUAAAGAAGCCGCUCAAUGCGUUCAUGUUGUACAUGAAGGAGAUGAGGGCCAAGGUGGUGGCGGAGUGUACGCUGAAAGAGAGCGCGGCCAUCAACCAGAUCCUGGGACGAAGGUGGCAUUCGCUGUCACGUGAGGAACAAGCCAAGUACUACGAGCUAGCCCGGAAGGAGCGACAGCUUCAUUCACAGCUCUAUCCCACUUGGUCUGCGCGGGAUAACUACGGGAAAAAGAAGAAGAGAAAGCGAGAGAAACAGCCCCAGCAGCAGAUCCAGGACACAGAGAGCUCUCUGGCCUCCAAGAGUAAAAAGCCAUGUGUGCAGUACCUGCCCAUUGAGAAACCCUGCGAUAGUCCUGCUUCCUCCCAUGGCAGCAUGUUGGAUUCGCCUGCCACCCCAUCAACAGCCUUGGCAUCGCCCGCUGCCCCAGCUGCCACCCACUCUGAACAAGCUCAGCCCCUCUCACUCACCACCAAACCGGAAGCCAGGGCCCAGCUGUCUCUCCAUUCAGCUGCUUUUCUGUCCAGUAAGGCUGCUGCUGCCUCCUCCAGCCUUAGCAGCCCGUCGCCUCUUCUCUCCAGACCCAUCCCGUUUGCCACAAUGACCCACACGGCUCUCUUGACCUCGCCGCCUUCCUUUCCGGCUGCCCUUCCUUCCCCGCAGGCUGCCCUGGCAGUGCUGCAGGCCCAGCCGCUCUCCCUGGUCACCAAGCCAGCUGACUAAGGAGGAGCCGCCCUCCCCAGCCACCCCUGCUGUACAUUGCUGAAGCCACAAUCGAGAUUCAAAAGCAGCCAAACCAUUAUUGGUCAAUAUUUGACCCUUUCUGAACUCUUUUGUAAGUGGACUCUGGAGGAAGGUGCUUUAUGCUCGGAGCUGUUUCCAGUAGUUGACCUAAAGACCGUUUUUAUUAAAAACAAACAAAAACCAAGAACAA